Molecule: messenger RNA, 2085 nt
Organism: Amoebophrya sp. A120
Lineage: Eukaryota; Dinophyceae; Syndiniales; Amoebophryaceae
Source: the annotation of a GenBank genome assembly
GCGAGAGGUGACGACGUCCGUAUCCAUUGAAACUGUGUCGGGGUCAGGAGGUCCCGUGCCUUCCACUUCAUGCGAAAUAAACGAACGACACCACCAUCAGCUUUGUGAUAUGCGCCAAUGCAACUUCCUGUUUUAUUGUUUUUGUCAUGCUCGGGAAUUCUCAUUCUGUUAUUUAUUUGGUCAUGCGCAAGAAUGUGCAGAACGUGUCGCGCGUUUCGCAAUUAUCCGGGAAACAAGUCUUGUUGCCCUAGUCCGAAAUGAGACCCGGACGCGGUUGCGCGGUUGAUAUUCAGCAUCAAGCUCCGGUGAGGAAACGCGGCCGACGAACGGCUUCGCCGCGGGUGGCCUAUUCGCAGGAAACACGGCUGUACCAAACGCGUCGCAGACGCUGAGAGCACCGAAUGCACGCGUCGCCACGGGUAGCAAGCGGCAGCACCACGAAUACAACAUCUACAAUGGCAACGAGUUUAUCAGGGUUUGUGCGAGUAGUACGAACGGGGUCACGCGGGUAGGCAUAGCGGAGGACAUGAAGUCAUAUCUUGAGUCUUGCGCAACGGGGGCUUGGUUUUUUCAGAUCUUGAAAAGCUGGCUGGGGAAGUUGUUGGGGAGGCCACCCUAUCGUUAGUGGGUUCACCCCCUUUUCAUCUUCUUGCCUCACCUAUUUCGCUUCUUUUAGUUAUCGCCCCGGCCCUUUGCUUUUUUUUUUUUGUCUAUCUUCCCCGCCCCUUAGAGUGGCUUGGCCACGGAAGGGCGUUGGCAGAGUAGCUUGGUAGGCGUUUCGGACAAUGUUUUUUCCCGGGCUGGAUGUGUUGCCCUGAAACGUAGGUCCUUGGGCAAAAUAUUUCUGCCCGGAGGGGGGCUGCCAGAACAUUUCGGCCGAAAGGGGGUCGGCGGUUGAGGAAAUGUUUUUGUGCAAGGAUGAUGGGCACUAAGAAAAUGCUCUUUUUGAGGAACAAGGCGGGCUUGAUGGCAAAUUACUCUCGGCCCGCCCCUGACCAGACGCUUCAGUGAACUAUCAUUCGCCGGGGGGCUGCAAAAGAUACUCUGUCGAUGGAAGGGCUGCUCGUGCGUAAUAUUCUAGCUAUGAGGCUUACGCCUUUUUAUUUGUAAAGAAAGCGCCUCCGCUCUCGCUUCACCCCGGCCAAGACAAAGCCGGCCAGAUUUGAGCCCAGUGGGGGCAGCUCGUUAGUAGCCUUUCGCAAAUUUCCAAUGAGGCAAGAAAUGCGUGCUCUCCGCGACUUAGGGAUCGCUGAGGCUCCUAGGCUGCGGUGCCUACGCUGGUGCCCAUGAAUUGAUGCGGAGCGGGGGAAUGGCUGGAGAAAUACCUUACUUCUUCACGGGGGGAUAAAGUUACUUCUUCAUGUAAGUAGAUGUGCUCGGGUGAAGCACCUUUCUUCUUUUUGUUCGAGGGUGUUUCGCUCUCCGUUGUCGAAUAAAAAACGAUGCUGGCCUCCUGAGGAGGCCACGAGCGAGGGACAGCCCACUGAGGAAUUUCUCCACGGAGGAGUUCAAAAAAAAUAAACUGGGCGCAUUUUUCUGGUCGAGAAGCCGUGAGGGGUCGCAGUCGUCCUCUCUGUCAGAGAGCGGAGGCGACUCCGCGGCCUGCAAAGCGAGGCAAAGCCGUUCUGCGUCUUGGUCUCUCCAAUGCCAGUUUGCCACGGUGCCAGCCUGAAAUGGGUUUGCGCAGGGUCCGAGGGCGGCACUUUGACAAGUUCCAAAAAACGCCGCGCAUUUAUUUUGUAGGCGCGCAGCGAAGAUUCGCGUUCUCCGGCUUUCACGAAAAACUGAAAGGAAGCUGGGUCGAGCGCCACUGCCCCGAUUUUGGGUUCCAAGGGGCCGGCCCUGCCUGGCGGGGCUCCAGCCGUGGCUCGACCGUGUGGGGACGCAUUCUGCGCCAGUGAUGUGGGCACGGUACUUGAAGCGUUGCAUGUGCCCUCCGCGCACCACAUUGCGAACUGCCAGCCCUUCGACACGAUUGCACUACGCACGCGCGCCAUGGCGCAUUGUCGUGCUUAUCUGUGUGCCUACCUGCUCGCGUUUUUGGUUGCACACCCGCCUGCCCCGACCUCUUCGAGGCGAUCUCAG